Messenger RNA from Mytilus trossulus (common blue mussel), 711 nucleotides. RefSeq lists its product as uncharacterized. NCBI's taxonomy places the organism in Eukaryota, Metazoa, Mollusca, Bivalvia, Mytilida, Mytilidae. The record is from RefSeq and is a predicted model, not a curated record. The transcript has a single exon. Bases 1 to 696 code for a protein of 231 amino acids.
AUGUCCGACUUAUCAGAAACCGUUGCUAAAAAGAAAAAGGAAUUAUCGUCAACAUGGGAAGUGUACCUCCGAAAACUCGAAGGAGCACGAAAAAGUGUAGAUAACAUGGAGAACAGCCUACAUACCUAUCGAAAGAAAGUGUAUAAUACUAUUAAAGAAAUAGAGAGCGAAGGGGAAAAACUACGGAACAUAAUUGACAAAACGGUUUCCGAUAUGGCUAAAGAACUCCGUGAGAAAGAAGCAGAAGAAAUGAAAAGAGUCACUCAGGUGAUCAAUGGAUUAAAAUCGCAAUUAGAAAGAGGAAUUCAGUUAGAAAGGCAUAUUAAUAAAGCACUCAAGUUGAAAGACGACACGUCGAUGUUAAUCUCUCUUAAGAAAUUUCAGGAAGACAUGGCGUCAUAUAUUCCGGAAGUUAUCUUGCCAUGUGAAUUUUCAUAUUUAAAAGGAAAUGCUGGAUCUGCGCAUGUGCACUCGAUGUUGGGCAGAAUUUUCUUUGAGAAUGAUAAAUCUGGACGUGAAACUCCGUUGGAGGCAAAAGAUGAUUUUAACCGAAAUGCAAGAAAGUACGAACUUUGGGCGUGUCCCCUGUGUAACACUGAAAGAUACAUCGACAGGAUGGAUGAGAGCGAACGUUCAUUUAAGACUCCAAGAUGUUGCUAUGGAUUUAUGCAGUCACGUGGAAUUGCUUACAAAUAGUGUCAGAGUUAUUUG